CUGCCAACUUCUACAACUUGCCUCUAAAACCUCACAGGGCCGGAACACUUUAUCAUCCUGUUGAUACUCCAUACUAUUCCUAAGGAGGUCAAACGUCUUUGCAGUAUCACACGACAUCAAAUUCCCAACAAUGCAUCCCCCGUCCCCCCAACUCCUCCGCGCCUUGCGCACCUCAAUCUCCCCCAACUGCAGCAGCAGCGCAAUCUGCACACAGCUCGCAUCUCGCUCCGUCUCCCCUCUCAGUCGACUGACCUCCUCCCCCCUCACAUUCCACCGCUACAACAGCAACGAUGCCCGUCCGACCCGGAUGAUCCCUCGCGCUCACAGCGCAAAGCCCUCCAGCCGAGACCGCGGCCCGCCGUCCAAGGAAGACACUCAGACGGACUUUAGUGCCCUCAACGUGCUGGGAAACAUCCCUGCCCCGACGACCGCUAUCGACGCUACUCUUGAUACGGGAUUUCAUCUGGACAAUGGCGUCAAGAUCACCGGUGGGGAUGGAGUGUUCCUUGUUGGCGGAGAAGCUUUUGUCUGGCGGCCGUGGCAAGGUGCUGAAGCGGGGAAGAACAGUAUGGUCAAUCAGAAGGGCCAGUUUGAGGUUCCGGAGCAUGCGUGGGGAAUUUUGGAUCUGGUUUGGCCUCGUCCGGAUAUGUUGAUUAUUGGCAUGGGAGAGACUGUGUUCCCUCUGUCGCCGGAGACCAAGAGACAUGUCAAUUCUUUGGGAGUUCGGGUGGAAGUGUUGGACACGAGGAAUGCUGCUGCGCAGUUCAAUCUGUUGGCUACGGAGAGAGGCGUGUCGGAGAUUGCUGCGGCUAUGAUCCCAAUCGGAUGGAAGGGGAGGUAGAGGCAUUUCUGAGCUGGUGUCUGAGCAGUCAUAUUAGGGGGCGUUGGACCCUGGAUACUAUGGGGCUACCCGGUGGCUCGCUGUGAUAUUGGGGGCUAACGUUGUGUAUGUUAUUGUUGUUCGUAUUCUGAGGGAGUCAUCGUCCCUUUAUGAUGUCCCAUCCACUCUUGUAUUCAUGUAUAAUAGAUAAUGAUAUGUCUGGGAAAUUAGCCUA
Molecule: messenger RNA, 1055 nt
Organism: Aspergillus welwitschiae
Lineage: Eukaryota; Fungi; Ascomycota; Eurotiomycetes; Eurotiales; Aspergillaceae
Product: Mth938-like domain-containing protein
Exons: 2
Coding region: 131-841 (236 amino acids)
Biological process (GO): mitochondrial respiratory chain complex I assembly
Cellular component (GO): mitochondrial inner membrane
Source: RefSeq, a predicted model, not a curated record